Messenger RNA from Loxodonta africana (African savanna elephant), 1536 nucleotides. Its product is annotated as sulfotransferase 1C4-like. The transcript is spliced from 2 exons. Gene Ontology annotation, cellular component: cytoplasm. Gene Ontology annotation, molecular function: sulfotransferase activity. Lineage: Eukaryota; Metazoa; Chordata; Mammalia; Proboscidea; Elephantidae. The record is from RefSeq and is a predicted model, not a curated record. Gene Ontology annotation, biological process: sulfation. The coding region runs from base 1186 to 1536 and encodes 116 amino acids.
CAUCAAUAUGAAGUUCAAAAAUAGGUAAGGCUAAUCUACGGUGUUAAAAGUCAGAAGAGUGGUUGCCUUGGGCAUGGGGUGGCAAUGAGGCAUUGGCUGGGAAGGGACCUCCCAAGGUGAUGAAAAUGUUCUAUAUCUUGAUCUGGGUGGUGGCUGCCUGGGUGAACGUAUAAGUAAAACUUCAUCAAAAUGUAAACGUAAGGUUUGUGCAGUUUAUUGUAUAUAAACAUCUCUAUAUAAAAAAGCGGAAACCCUGGUGGCGUAGUGGUUAAGUGCUACGGCUGCUAACCAAAAGGUCGGCAGCUCGAAUCUGCCAGGCGCUCCUUGGAAACUCUACGGGGCAGUUCUACUCUGUCCUAUAGGGUCGCUAUGAGUCAAAAUCGACUCAACAGCAGUGGGUUUGGUUUUUGGUUUUUUUAAUAUAAAAAAGUAUCUCUAUAUAUUAACAGCCCUAAGUAUUAGUCUAACCUCCCAUUCACAACAGAUAAACGGAGGUCUUUAAACAACUCUCUACAUCAGUACCAUUUUAUUCUGUUGUACGUAGGGUCGCCGAGUUGAACCAACUCAACAACAACUCUUAGAAAUUAGGAUGGAAUUCAAAGCUGCCCAGCUGGUGACUUCAACAUUUGCAACUAACAUGUGCCAUGUUAACAAGAGUAAGAGAAGGUCAGUUUGGAGGAAGGUUUAUUUCCAAAUCUCUAUGGAUGACCAAUCCUAUAACAAAGAAUCAAUAUUCUGUAAGAAAAGUGACAGAGGGUGAGAAGGAAGAAGGGACAGCAGAUGCUGGAGUUUUCCUUCAGGCAAUGUUUCAGUGAUGCCUCUCAAUUUCCCAUCUUCCGGGCAUCCAUAAGACCCAGGAAGUGAUCUCCUGGACUUGGGGCAGCCCCUUAGCUUCAGCUUCUUCCCAUUCUUCCUUCUGGCAGCAUCAAUGUGGGGCCCUAACAGAGCCUAGCCAGAAAGGAAGGUUAAGGCCUAUCCUAGCAUAACGGGAAAGGUUUUGUUCCAGUUUCACUCAGGAUGUCAGAGCCAUGCAAAUUAUCUCUUUGUUUGUAUAAACAUACAUACCUGUAACCAAUGGAUAAAGCUCUGUACACAAGGAAUCAAGGAUAUAUAUAAAGCCUACGUGAAUCCCAGCUUUCAUUUACUAUUCACUUUCCUCUAUUCGUGCUCCCUAAGGUAGAGAGAAUGGCCAAGGAUAAAGGGGAGAAGAGGGAGUUAAAAUGGAGCUUACUACCUCCAUGCGAAGUUUCAAUACUGGAUGGGAUCAUUCUACAAAAGGAACUAUGCAACAUCUGCGAUAGAAUUUGGAACUUCCAAGCCAAGCCUGAUGACCUGAUCAUUGCAUCCUAUCCCAAAGCAGGAACCACUUGGACACAGGAAAUUGUAGAUCUGAUACAGAACGAUGGAGAUGUUGAGAAAAGUAGAUGGGCUCCCAUUCAUCUUCGGCAACCUUUCUUGGAGUGGAUGAGAGCAAACACCUCUGGUAAGUCCCUAAUUUACAAAACCAUAAUCUUCACAGAAAGAUGGACAGUUUAG